AUGUCAAUUCAACUGAAGUCCUUUGCUCUUCAGAAGAAGCCCUCUGUCUCUGAUAAUCUUGAAUACUUCAAGACCACCCUCUCCUCCUCAGCUUUCAUGCCAUUGUUGAUGAGAAAAGUGGAACAAGUACUUCCCAUGCAGAUAGAUGUCUCCAAAACUUUCAAGAACACUUCAACAAAAGUGUUGGACUUCUUGGUUGAUUCGAUGUUUGAAUUCGUCGAUCAAUCCCUGCUUCCAUCUCAGAGCAACUUUGGCCCGGUAGACGAGUUGGGAGGAGAAGUUGUUUCACCAGCAGCAUCAGAGGGAAAAUCCCAGAUGAUUUUCCAGAGGGUGUCUACGUAA
Molecule: messenger RNA, 342 nt
Organism: Prunus armeniaca (apricot)
Lineage: Eukaryota; Viridiplantae; Streptophyta; Magnoliopsida; Rosales; Rosaceae
Source: the annotation of a GenBank genome assembly